Molecule: messenger RNA, 1726 nt
Organism: Setaria italica (foxtail millet)
Lineage: Eukaryota; Viridiplantae; Streptophyta; Magnoliopsida; Poales; Poaceae
Product: cyclin-D2-2
Exons: 6
Coding region: 263-1309 (348 amino acids)
Biological process (GO): regulation of cyclin-dependent protein serine/threonine kinase activity; mitotic cell cycle phase transition
Cellular component (GO): cytoplasm; cyclin-dependent protein kinase holoenzyme complex; nucleus
Molecular function (GO): cyclin-dependent protein serine/threonine kinase regulator activity
Source: RefSeq, a predicted model, not a curated record
CUCCUCUUCCCCAGGACAUCCCCCUCCUCUCUCAUCUUGCCUCGCCCUUUCCCUUUCCCUUUGCCAUUUUCCAAGACACACGCCGAGGGCCGAGGGGAGGGGAGGGAGGGAGAGAGAGGGGGGCCUUCUUUAUCUUGCCACAGCCGAGGAAAAGAGUGGCAACCUUCAGCACCCAAGGAGACCAGUUCUUCCAGUACCAAGUACUACUAGUACUACUCGAGUAGGAGGCGGCCGCUGUUCGCUGCGUUCUUGAUUGAUUGAGAUGGGCAUCCUGUGCUUCGGCGCUACCUCCGCCCUGCUCUGCGGGGAGGACAGGAACAGCGUCCUGGGCCUGGGCGGCUGCGACGGCGGCGACGAGCUGGUGGAGGUGGGGAGUGCUCUCGAUUUCUCGGACGCCGCCGCCGGCGCCGUGUUCCCCGUCGACACCGAUGAGGCCGUGCGGGAGCUGGUGGAGAAGGAGACGGACCACCUGCCUCUGGAGGGCUAUGCGGAGAGGCUGGAGCACGCCGGAUUGGAGUCAUCUUGGAGGAGAGACGCCAUGGAUUGGAUUUGCAAGGUCCAUUCCUACUACAACUUUGGACCACUCAGUCUUUACCUCGCUGUGAAUUACCUGGAUAGAUUCAUCUCCUCGUAUAAUCUCCCACAUGACAAGCCUUGGAUGAAACAGUUGUUGUCAGUUGCUUGCCUAUCUCUUGCUAUCAAGAUGGAGGAGACCGUGGUCCCUCUUCCUGUGGACCUUCAGGUCUGCGAUCCGGAGUGUGAGUUUGAAGCAAGGAAUAUUGGGAGGAUGGAGAUCCAUGUCAUGACCACCCUGAAAUGGAGAAUGCAGGCUGUGACCCCGUUUGCUUUCAUCAGCUACUUCCUGGACAAAUUCAGUGAAGGGAAGCCUCCUAGUUUUGCACUAGCCUCACGGUGCGCCGAUAUCAUAGUUGGCACUCUGAAAGGCUCUGCAUUCUUGUCAUUCAGACCGUCUGAGAUUGCGGCGGCGGCGGCACUAGCAGCGGUUUCUGCGAAUGAGGUUGUUGGCUUUGGGAGUGUUCUUUCAGCAUCUGAAAUCCCUGUAAAUAAGGAGAUGGUUGAUAAAUGCUAUGAGCUGAUGCAAGAGCGGGCAUUGGUGAAGAAGAGAGGGCACAUCAAUGGAAGCUCUUCAGUGCCACAGAGCCCGAUUGGUGUGCUGGAUGCAGCAUGCUUCAGCUUUAGGAGUGAAGAUGCAACGCUAGGAUCAUCACAGUCAAAUAUCAGUAAUGACAACAAUCAGGUUUCUGCUCCAGCUUCCAAGAGGAGAAGGCUAAGCACUUCACCAAUCUGAUUAGAGCAUAUACCGUACAUAUAUCCAUUGGUAGCGUCGCAUUGUGCGCUUAUUUAUGCUGUGAUCAUCUUAACCUCAGAGCUCAUCAGGGUAACAAGUAGUGGUACAGAAGGAUCCAGUGAAGCAUUGUAACAAGCAGAGGAUGAUUGCAGUAAUAAGUUAGUACCGACUUCAGAUCUCUGAGAAGAAAGAGGUGAGGAGGAAGCUUCUUCCUCUAGCAAUUUUGUAACUCCCUACCUCACCUUCUUCUUUGUUUUAUUUAAUUUUUUUCGGCUAUCCUAAGGCAUUUGCGGGAGAUCUUUGUGGAUAUGAGAUUGGAGAUGUGAGAAUGAGAGAGAGAAAUCAACAAAAAAGAUUUCAUUUUUGUUCCUUUGUUCUUUGCUAAUAUAUAUUUAAAGAAAAGCUUGUGAGAAAUCC